Molecule: messenger RNA, 516 nt
Organism: Aspergillus ruber CBS 135680
Lineage: Eukaryota; Fungi; Ascomycota; Eurotiomycetes; Eurotiales; Aspergillaceae
Exons: 3
Coding region: 1-516 (171 amino acids)
Source: RefSeq, a predicted model, not a curated record
AUGCUACCGACCGGGGCGACCAAGUUGCUUAUUACACCAAUGCGUGAUGCCACGGCACAUCGCCGUGCUGGAUGGUCUCUGGCAAAUGAGUUUUUGACCGACGUGAUUGGCUUCGAGAAGUUCUUGAUACCACAUGUCCAAGGCCACAAUGUGGGCGGAUAUCAGCUUUUGCACCAGUCACCGACAUUGAUUGCGGCACUGAUGCAAGGUGGGAAACCUAUGGCUUUUGGUGUUAACAAUGCCUUUCCACGUGCCAUGUUCCUCCACGCUGACCACAAUGAGGACAUCACUAGUGAGCUCUUGAAGGACCGACGCAGUAUAAUUCUGGUGGAUUUAGUGACAAACAGUGGCAAAUCAAUCCUGCAAUUUGUGGAACACAUCCACAACCUCCAUGCCACUAUUCACAUUGUGAUAGUGGCCGGUGUCGUCCAGUCGCAAUCUGUUUGCAGCCGCAGUUCCAUCGAAUGCACCACUGAUACAGGCAAUCAUCUUUUCAAUACUGUGGAUCUUUCCUGA